This is a messenger RNA of Tachysurus vachellii, 1379 nucleotides long. Its product is annotated as V-set and immunoglobulin domain-containing protein 10-like 2. The coding region runs from base 60 to 1379 and encodes 439 amino acids. Lineage: Eukaryota; Metazoa; Chordata; Actinopteri; Siluriformes; Bagridae. Gene Ontology annotation, cellular component: cell-cell junction. Gene Ontology annotation, biological process: cell-cell adhesion. The record is from RefSeq and is a predicted model, not a curated record. The transcript is spliced from 5 exons. Gene Ontology annotation, molecular function: cell adhesion molecule binding.
UGUCCAAUCCCCACAUUCGUUUGAGUGACUCCUCAGCAGUUGAAGGCUCAUCAUUUUGGAUGCGAUGUGAUCUGGAGAAUGGCACAGAACCCAUUCACUACAUCUGGGAACAGGAGAAGCUAAGUGGGCAGGUCAGCAUACUGGCUGAGAGCAACAGCAGUCUGAUCACCAUUACCUCAGUUAACCGCAACCACACGGGAUGGUUCAGAUGCCAGGCCAGGAAUGAGGUCAAUCAGGAGCGCAGUAACCAGGUCUGGCUAGACAUCUUAUAUGGCCCUGACAUGCCACAGAUCAAUGCUUCUAGCUAUUCAGUAACAGAGGGAGGCUAUUCAGCACUGGAAAAAGGAAACAUCUCCCUCAAUUGUCAAGCCACUUCUAAACCUCUUAGCCAGUAUGUCUGGUUCUACAACAACUCAGAGAUCUACUCUGGACCACAGCUUGCAAUCAUCAACAUCCUGCGUGUGCAUGCAGGAAACUACACCUGUCUGGCCAAGAACACUUAUAUCAACAACCAUGCACAGAAAACCAUCACUCUCACCAUCUACUAUCCACCAGAUGGUGUUCCUUCAUGUUCUAUAUUUUCAACAAACAACUACACUGAUCUGGCUCUCUUCUGUUCCUGGGAAGGGGGUUACCCUCCAGCUACCCUCAACUGGAGUCCAUAUGUAAAUGGACAGAACUCACCGGGUAUUUCUAACGUCACUCGGAUUCAGGCAGGAGCUGAGAUGGCUAACAACUCUGUAUUCACCUGCUAUGGCUCACAUGUUACACUUAACAGCACCAGAACUUGCAGCACCAGGACAUGGCUGCCCUAUGGAGAUCCUCAGUGUUCUGCCAAUUCCAGCCUUAAUAAUGAGUACCUGAUAUUGGCCUGCUCCUGGGAGGGGGGUGUCCCUCAGACCUUGGUGUGGUGGGCUUCAAGUUCGGGAGACAUACAGGGUUUACCCGAGAAGAACUCCAACAUCCUGGUCCUGCGGUCAAGUGCCACUUACAACGGCAAAACCUUUGUGUGUCAUGCUAAACAUCCACUGAUUAAAGAGAGCAAAAAAUGUGUAGUAAUACUAGAAAGGCCAGUCUUGAUACCUCAGCAGAGUGUGGUUUCUGUUUUUGAGGGCAAUGAUAUUCAGCUCACAUGCAUAUUGAGUAAAACCCACCCUCCAGUCACAAAAAUCGUGUGGUACAAUAACUUAAAGCAGAAUGUGAUUGAAAAACCCAAGAAGUAUAUUGUUCAGCAAGCUGGAACAUGGACCGGUCUGACUGUACAGGAGACAGACCGCAAGGUUGACAGUGGUCAGUACUGGUGUUCUGCUACCAAUGCUCUCGGAGGAAUGGAGAUUUCCAUUUUACUGCUAGUGAUGAGUGAGUUCACAAAACCUUAA